This is a messenger RNA of Myotis davidii, 1233 nucleotides long. RefSeq names its product family with sequence similarity 78 member B (gene FAM78B). The transcript has 4 exons. The record is from RefSeq and is a predicted model, not a curated record. Lineage: Eukaryota; Metazoa; Chordata; Mammalia; Chiroptera; Vespertilionidae. The coding region runs from base 1 to 1011 and encodes 336 amino acids.
AUGCUACGAGGGGGUGAGGAGACGUCCAGCCAAGAGAGGAAGACAAGCUACAGGAGCGGCACUGAAACAUGGCUGCACCUGGGAGUCCUCUCAUCUGAGCUGCAGGCGGAGGCCCGCUGCCAUUUGCAGAUCAAAUAUUCAUGGGUGAAAACAGUCCCCAUCAAGAUCCGCUCUGAGGGUCACUACUUCAAGACAGCCUCGUGUGACUCCGAGGCUCCCCUGUCCGGGUCCCACAGGAUUGGCAUCACCUGCAAGGCGCGGAUCAGGCGCGAGAACAUCGUGGUGUACGAUGUGUGCGCCACCAUCGACCAGUGCCCCACGCGCAUCGAGGAGACCUCGCCCAUCGUCCUGCGCUACAAGACCCCCUACUUCAAAGCCUCGGCCCGCGUGGUCAUGCCCCCCAUCCCCCGCCACGAGACCUGGGUGGUGGGCUGGAUCCAGGCGUGCAACCAGAUGGAGUUCUUCAACACCUACAGCGACCUGGGCAUGUCGAGCUGGGAGCUGCCUGACUUGAGGGAAGGGAGAGUAAAAGCCAUCAGUGACUCAGAUGGGGUGAGCUACCCGUGGUACGGGAACACCACAGAAACUGUGACCCUGGUCGGCCCCACCAACAAGAUGUCCAGGUUCUCCGUCAGCAUGAACGACAACUUCUACCCCAGUGUGACAUGGGCAGUGCCCGUGAGCGACAGCAACGUGCCGCUGCUCACCAGGAUCAAGAGGGACCAGAGCUUCACCACCUGGCUGGUGGCCAUGAACACAACCACCAAGGAGAAGAUCAUCCUGCAGACCAUUAAGUGGAGGAUGAGGGUGGACAUUGAGGUGGACCCCCUUCAGCUCUUGGGGCAGCGGGCCCGGCUGGUGGGCAGGACUCAGCAGGAGCAGCCCCGGAUCCUGAGCCGGAUGGAACCCAUCCCCCCCAAUGCACUAGUGAAACCCAACGCCAACGAUGCCCAGGUCCUCAUGUGGCGGCCCAAGCGGGGGCCACCUCUGGUUGUAAUCCCUCCUAAGUAGAAGCCGACUGGCCUGGAAGUAUGUGGAGCACCCGUGGUGGAGAUGCGCAGUGGGGCUGCCAGGAAUGGCAGGAGCCAAACUGAAUUUCUGAGCCAAAGCAGACCUCCCGGUUUGCCCGCCUUUGCAGCCACCUGUGAAGAGCAGAGCUGCUCCUUGGGUGGUAGAACCAUAACCCUUGGGGAAAAUCUCUUCCUCUUAGGAAUAAAGAAAUCCCUGCUUCAA